AUGAACCGGCAACCUUACGGCGUGAGAGGGGGAGGCGGGGGCAGAUCUUACAGCACUGUCUCGGCUAUUAUUCCAAGCAGCAACAGGGCUGCCUUUAGUUCGAUGUCUGUGGCACGAUCUGGAGGAGGUGGAGGUGGUUUUGGAAGGCUCAUCGGAGGAGGUGGCGCUGGCGGCUGCGGUUUUGGCAGCAGGAGCCUCUACAACCUUGGUGGCAGCAAGAGGAUAUCCAUCGGUGUUGGAAGCAGCUUCCGAGCUGCUUUUGGGAGUGGAGCUGGUGGUGGCUCUGGCCUGGGAGGUGGCAGCGGUGGUGGCUGUGGACUCGGUGGUGGCUGUGGACUCGGUGGUGGUGGAGCUGGUGGUGGUCUUGGACUUGGUCUCGGUGGUGGAGGGGGUGGAUAUGGCUUUGGUGGAGGUGCUGGUGGGCCUGGCUUUGGUGGUGGACAGGGAGGUGGUGGUGGGUUUGCCUUUGGUGGGGUAGGGGGGCUGGGAGGAUUCAGUGGAGGGCUCGGUGGUGGCAGAAGCCCAGUGGGAUUUGGUGGUGGCCCACCUGGCGUCAGCACAAUACAAGAAGUGACUGUCAACCAAAGUCUCCUGGCACCGCUGAACCUGGAGAUAGAUCCAAACAUCCAUCAGGUGCGAAAAGAUGAGAAGGAGCAAAUCAAGACCCUCAACAACAAGUUUGCCUCUUUCAUUGACAAGGUUCGCUUCCUGGAGCAGCAGAACAAGGUGCUUGAGACCAAAUGGACCCUCCUGCAGGACCAAGGUCAAAAAAAUAACUCAGGCAAAAACAACUUGGACCCACUCUUUGAGGCUUACAUCAACAACUUGAAACGGCAGCUGGCCAAUCUGCUCAAUGAGAGAGGACGCAUGGACGGGGAGCUGAAGAACAUGCAAGACCUCGUUGAGGACUUCAAGAACAAAUAUGAAGAGGAAAUCAACCGACGCACAGCAGCAGAGAAUGAAUUUGUGGUGCUGAAGAAGGAUGUGGAUGCUGCUUACAUGAAUAAGGUGGAGCUGGAGGCCAAAGUGGAUGCCCUGACCGAUGAGCUCAGCUUCCUCCGAGCCCUCUACGAUGCGGAGCUGGCUCAGCUCAGCGCACAAGUGUCCGACACCUCCGUCAUCCUGUCAAUGGACAACAACCGGGACCUGGACCUGAGCAGCAUCAUAGCUGAAGUCAAAGCUCAGUACGAAGACAUUGCUAACAGGAGUCGGGCCGAGGCGGAGGCUUGGUACCAAACCAAGUUUGAGGAGCUGCAGGCCACAGCUGGGAAGCAUGGGGAUGACCUGCGCAACACAAAGGGGGAAAUCUCUGAGCUCAACCGGCUGAUCCAGAGGAUCCGGUCAGAGAUAGAGAACAUGAGGAACCAGUGUGCCACCCUGCAGACAGCCAUCGGAGACUCCGAAGAGCGUGGGGAGCUGGCCCUCAAAGAUGCCAAGGCAAAGAUAAUUGACCUGGAAGAUGCCCUGCAGAAGGCCAAGGCUGACAUGGCCCGGCAGCUCCGCGAGUACCAGGAGCUCAUGAACGUCAAGCUGGCCCUGGACAUCGAGAUCGCGACCUACAGGAAGCUGCUGGAGGGCGAGGAGAGCAGGUUGAGCGGAGAGGGACUCAACCCCAUCAGCUACUCUGUCAUCAGCUCCAGCUCCGGCAUGGCUGGUGGAGCUGGGUUAGGAGGAGGAUUUGGUGGACUGAGCCUCAGUGGAGGAGGCGGCGGAAGCGGUUUUGGUCUUGGAGGAGGUGGUGGAAGCGGUUUCAGUCUUGGAGGAGGUGGUGGAAGCGGUUUUGGUCUUGGAGGAGGCGGCGGUGGUGGUGGAGGCUACAGCUUUGGAAGCGGAGGAGGACUUGGACUUGGGGGUGGUGGUGGUCUUGGAGGCGGAUUUGGAGGAGGCAGCGGUCUCGGCACUGCAAGCGGUCUUGGCUACGGAGGAGGUGGCGGCAGCGGUCUGAGCACUGGCGGAGGGAAUUUCAGCUCUGGAAGCGCAAAAGGCACCAACCCGGGUGUGAAAAUUGUCUCUAAAACCUCCUCCAGCAAGAAAAGCAUAAAAAGCCAAAGCCUGAAGAAUGCUACACAGCCUGAGUAGACCCAACACCUGACCCUCCCCAAACCCACUACUCCUGCUGCUCCAUUACUCCUGUACCGCUCCUGCACACCACCAUCCCCGCCACCCACCCCUGUCCCGGCUCCUUGCACCUUACUUCUUCAGCAUUUGGAUCACAGUUCAAGAAAAGAAGCAGAGCACGCGUUAACCAGAUCUCUCAAAGUACCUCAAAGAGGAUUAAAAAGAAAACACAGGCCUGA
This is a messenger RNA of Tyto alba (common barn owl), 2297 nucleotides long. RefSeq names its product keratin, type II cytoskeletal 5. The coding region runs from base 1 to 2079 and encodes 692 amino acids. Gene Ontology annotation, biological process: keratinization; intermediate filament organization. Gene Ontology annotation, cellular component: keratin filament. The transcript has 9 exons. The record is from RefSeq and is a predicted model, not a curated record. Gene Ontology annotation, molecular function: structural constituent of skin epidermis. NCBI's taxonomy places the organism in Eukaryota, Metazoa, Chordata, Aves, Strigiformes, Tytonidae.